Molecule: messenger RNA, 1294 nt
Organism: Hyaena hyaena (striped hyena)
Lineage: Eukaryota; Metazoa; Chordata; Mammalia; Carnivora; Hyaenidae
Gene: TNFSF15
Product: TNF superfamily member 15
Exons: 4
Coding region: 15-782 (255 amino acids)
Biological process (GO): immune response
Cellular component (GO): membrane
Molecular function (GO): tumor necrosis factor receptor binding
Source: RefSeq, a predicted model, not a curated record
GGACGAGCAGGAGCAUGGCAGAGAAUCUGGGGCUGGGCUUCGGGGAAAUGGCCAGUGUGGAAAUGCUGCCUGAGGAAGGCAGCUACACGCCCAAGGCCAGAGCCAGGCUGGCAGCCAGGAGCGGCGCAGGCUGGCCUCUCACUUGCUGCCUGGUGUCGCUCCCCAUCCUGGCAGGACUCACCACCUAUCUGCUUGUGGGCCAGCUCCGGGCCCAGGGAGACACCUGUGUGUUCCAGACUCCAAAAGGGCGGGAGUUUGGACCUUCACAUCAGCGAGCUUAUGCAUCUCCUGGAGCUGGUGGGGAUAAGCCAAGGGCACAUCUGACAGUUGUGAGACAAACUCCCACACAGCCCUUGAAAAGUCAGUUCCCAGCCCUGCAUUGGGAACAUGAACUUGGCUUGGCCUUCACCAAGAACCGGAUGAACUAUACAAAUAAAUUCCUGGUGAUCCCAGAGUCUGGAGAAUACUUUGUUUACUCCCAGGUCACGUUCCGAGGGACCACGUCUGAGUGUGGUGAAAUCCGCCAAGGGAGCCGACUGAACAAGCCAGACUCCAUCAUUGUCGUAAUCACCAAGGUAACAGACAGCUACCCAGAGCCGACCCAGCUCCUAAUGGGGACCAAGUCAGUGUGCGAAGUAGGCAGCAACUGGUUCCAGCCCAUCUACUUAGGGGCCAUGUUCUCCCUGCAGGAAGGGGACAAGCUGAUGGUGAAUGUCAGUGACAUCUCUUUAGUGGAUUACACAAAAGAAGAUAAAACUUUCUUUGGAGCCUUCUUGCUGUAAGCGCAAGGUUGACAUCCUUGGGUGAAGGUCCUCUGCCUCCAAGUUCUUAAUUUUCUUCCCUUGUAUGUAAUUACUUAAAAAGGAUUUUUUUUGGAGCAUUCCACAGGAAGAGUGGUUUAGCUAUGAAAUUUGAGGCACGAAAUCUCAUACUUAAUAUGCCUGACAGAUGAAAAUCAUAACCAGAAAAAGGCAGAACAGAAGAGACACGCGAUCAUGAUUGCCUGGAAAAGUGGUGAGUUUCUAAACAUUGGAACACUGAUCACCAAAUGAAUGGAGAUCUACUCAGAACAUCUCCUCUCCUUCAUACCACACGUUUGUCCCCAGCAGGUUCAAUAAUUGUACGAUUUGAUUAUGAAACAUCUGCUUCAGUUUAGGAACCAUGAACAAAAUCCAAAGCCCUAGAAAACAUAAAUCAUGGAAGAAAAAUCCUUCAUCGGUUUCCCCAAAUAUAUACUUUAAUGCCUUAUCUUAAAAAAAAAAAAUGAAAAGAGGGCUGAUAUUUCUCAUGAACA